Molecule: messenger RNA, 228 nt
Organism: Lachancea lanzarotensis
Lineage: Eukaryota; Fungi; Ascomycota; Saccharomycetes; Saccharomycetales; Saccharomycetaceae
Source: the annotation of a RefSeq genome assembly
UAUGUCUCAAAACUAGCCGCUAAAACAGCUCCACACUUCGGUAGGUUGAACCUCUCCAAUAUUAUUGCCUACACGCCAAACCUAAUGUUUUGGAGCGGAGCCUCGUGGGCAGGUCUUUUUGCUUUCACUGAAGGAUGGCCCUUGUUUCAAGACACUUUCUACAAGAAGUUGCCACUCUUCGGCUCGCACUGGGUGAAAACAAUCGAUCCUGAGGACAGCCCACAGUAA